AUGGCCGUCACGAACUUCACCGCCGAUAAAGUGAUGAUCCGGAGACGGCAGCUCGGCUACAUCAUGAGGGAUGUCAGCCGCUCUGGGGUCGGCUAUGAGCCGCUUCUUUGGCGGGCGGGGAUCGGGGGUCGGAGGAGAUCGGCGGCGGCGGUCGAGCGCAACGACCCGAUAUUCAACACCGGUAGGGUUCCUGUUCGACUUGCGUCGUCUCAAGGUGGAAGUUUUUUUGGAGGGUUUACUGACGAGGGCCCUACGGGGGGGCAUCUUGCUCAAGUAGGGCUGGGGCUGGGGAGCGAGGGUCUAGGGCUGCAGCGUUGCGGCCUCCCCUCCGGGCUCGGACGGCUUGGUUCCCGCGCAACGCCGGCGUAUCGCCCCGCGCCGACGAAUGUCGGGCGGUCCGGGCUCCGGUCGAAACGGCCCCGAGCAUCGGGUGUGCAAGCGCCGACCUGCUCCGUCAUCGCGAUCACAAUGCCCCGCCGAGCAUCAUCCCGACAAAUCCUGCCCCGGCCAGCCUCCAGCGACGAAUCGGAGGUCGGCUCUUCGGUUGAUGCCGUCGACCCGGCCGAAAAAUCUCUCGGGGCCAAAUUCAACUUAACCAAAGAGGAGAAGAAUAUGCUCCUUGAGCAUUUGCCGCGGUGGAAGACAAAUAGCAACGCUCGGAAGGCCAUCAACGAGGCUUUGGCCGGCGAUAUCAUCCGAGGGCGGUCGGAAGCACCGAGCAGCACUCUGAUCACCCUGUUGAUGGAGAAGAUUUCCCAAUUUAUGCAUAACAACAGCUUCGGGUCCAAGCAAGACAAGAAUCCGUUCUUUUCACUACGUCCCUUCACCGGCUUACGGGUGUUCGGCUAUCAGGCCGAUGCUGAUAUUCGGGCCCGCGCCCUGAACGAUGAACAAUUCAAGACCGAUCAACGGUGGAUCUCAGCCUGGACGCGUGCCCGGCAGGACUUAUGGACGGAGUUGACUGAGUAUCAGCGGUCUGAAUACAAUCGCGCCGCGGUGCUCUGGACCGAUAAAGGCGCCCCCGAAGAUGUUACGAUAAACUUCGACACAUCGGAGCUCCUGCAGGAGUACAAAACAAGAGCGAAGGCGCUCGCAGUCUUCACGCAGCAGGACGGCUGGGACAAGAACUUCGACGACAAUUUCAAAUCGUACUUCGGGGCCAUCAUCGAUCCAGACAGUUUGCCCCAGGAGACCCGCAAGGCCAUGGAAGAGCUGAAAAGCGCCGUCGCUCCCCGGCCCCUUUUCUUCAAAUUCUACGACGAUGGAUUACCAAAGCUGCGCUGCACGGAGGAUGACGGGAAGAGCUUCACGUACUCACGGCGCAUCAAAAUGAUCGAGGAGUAUAUUCGGAUACAUUUGACAAAUCAGGAGCAUUUCUUCGCUCAAGAAUGGCUCCCGGACGGGUUUGUCUUCAAAACGCCAGACAGGUUCAAGGUGGCCGAGGCGAAGGCUUUCAUUCAACACAUAGUCGACCUCGAGGCCUCUGGACAAGCUGAGGACGGAACCCCACGCCGGUUUCGUCUGCUUGCCGCAGAGGAUAAGUCCAGCCGAGUCGACGUAGGCUGGAAGCCAGCCAACUAUGUUAAGCCAUCGGGACCGGACCGCUCGGAUGCUCCCGUCAUUGACCAAUAUCAGACGAGCGAUGGGGAUACGGGUGGUCCGGACCGCAGCGGCGGCCUCCCUUCGAAAACGCAUCGCCCGGCCCAUAGUCUUCGGAAAAGCCGUCGGUUUUUUGCGGACGGACACAGGAAGAGCUCUGCAGACCCCGUUCCAAAAAAGCGCGAUGCCUCGACUCAGUCGUCACAAUCUUCUUCUCCGUCUUCGAAAGCAUCGCCUCUCCGCGGAAGAAAUCGGCAAAAGCCGUCUCAGCGUCGGGGCCGACCCAAACAGAGUCGUAGGCUCCGCAGGGGCCCCAUCGAUGACGACCCGCUUUCAAAGGUCGACGUCCAUGAAGCUGAAGAAAGUUCGGAAGAAGCGAGCCGGGAAUCCCAUCGUUCGGGCGGCCUGUUCGCCGGCCAGGCGCGGCCGCCGGCCGACGCCGUCACAUCGGAUGGGGACGACGGGGACAACUCCGAUGACGAUAACGAAGACGAUGACGACGGAGACGACUCCGAUGCUGCGGAGCUCAUUCCGGACGAGCUUGAGCUUCUCGGCAAUGAAAGCGAGCUCGAACUUUAUGAUACCGAUCUAGAUGAUGUUCCCCUCAGCCCCUCGGCGGUGUUGGCACUUCAAAAGUCGAAGAAUAAGGGAAAGAAGGUCCGGGACAACUCGCUCUCCGAUAGCGAAUCAAUAGAGAAGCGGCGAGCCGUUCUCCACAAGCCGUCUCUCGAGAUGGCACCGCCCCUCUCUGCAGAGAGGCUGAGGACGCCUGGAAACAAGACCCCGGACAAUUUGCUGCAAUACUUCAUCUCACUUUCCCCCGGAGUGGAUUCCUGGAAACACGUCCUACAUCGUCUACAUGUAAAGUUGGAUGACAAGCGACAUAUCACACCCGACCCUCGAGUCCCCUGGGCCACUUGGAAUAAUUCUGACGGCAGCGUCGACGUCUCCUUGCAUUUAGAGAGUGACAGAUCUCUUCCCCCCGUGUUGGCUUAUCUAGGCACCCCACUCUCCCAAGAUGCCCCCGCCGCGGAGGUUCAACGAUGGGCGCUAGCCAUGGGUCUUCUGCUGCGCAGUGCGAAGGAGGCGAUCGAUCAUGAGCCGGAUGCAGACGGGCCUGUCUAUCUGGCGACGAGCGGUUUGGACCACACCUACCUCGACCGCCUUAUCUCCAUUUGUCAGAGCCAGUUCCGAAACGGCCCGGCGGCUCUCAGCCCAAGGUCCACUCCAUCCGCCCCAAAAAACGAACCCCUUCUUGAUAUUGAGAACACAGAGACGACGUCCCCCCUUGGAUCUAACCCCCGGCAUCGGGCGCAAGAUAAGGUCGCUGGGGGCCCGAGUUGGGAGGGGGUUCAAAAUCCCAACGGAAGCCGCUCACAGGCCGGGCCCUCCGACGUCCGGGGCGGAUCAAAGAAGACCGGAAAACGCGUAAAGCCUCGACCCAUCCCGCCGCCGCCGACGGAACCUGCGGUCGGACUUGUGCAAGGACGGGAGCCUCGAACCAAGAAAAUGACCACGAAGGCUGCCGCUGCCGCUGAGGCCGGCGGUUAUGGCGGGCGCCGCAAAGCAGGGCGCUAA
Epithele typhae is the source of this 3177-nucleotide messenger RNA. RefSeq lists its product as uncharacterized. The record is from RefSeq and is a predicted model, not a curated record. The coding region runs from base 1 to 3177 and encodes 1058 amino acids. Lineage: Eukaryota; Fungi; Basidiomycota; Agaricomycetes; Polyporales; Epitheliaceae. The transcript is spliced from 5 exons.